UUAAGAAACAAGCAACAACCACGUUUCAUUUUCCAACCCAAAAACCACAAGCUGUAAAGCACACCGCACUCUCUGGUUCCUCAAUCCUCAAUGGUCAAUCAAAAUACCCUUGAUCUAAACAAAUACUAAUAUAUAUACAAAUAAUACUAUGCUACUAUGUGAUUUUCAAAAUAAAAAACAACAUUAAACAACAUCACCUUCUUCUGUCUCAACUUUAACUCUGUCAUGGCAAAAACACCCUUGCAUCUUCUCUGCAUAUUGAUCCUUCUAGCCUCAAACUCAAUACAAUCUCAUUCUCUACAAGAUGAGUUUUUCUUUUCUGGAUUCAAUGAAGCUGCUACCAACAUAACCUUAAACGGAGGUGCAGUAAUUGAACACAAAGGAACAAUUCGUUUAACAAACGACACUGAAAGAGUACUUGGUCAUGCUUUUUACUCAAACCCAAUCCAAUUCAAAAACAAAAACAAUACCAAAGUUUUCUCUUUUUCAACUUCUUUUGCUUUUGCAAUUAUCCCUCAAUAUCCAAAACUAGGAGGCCAUGGAUUUGCCUUCACAAUUUCUCCUUCCAACAAACUCUCAAAUGGUUAUCCAAGUCAAUACCUAGGCCUUCUCAAUCCACAUGAUUUAGGCAACUUUUCAAAUCACCUAUUCGCAGUCGAAUUCGACACAGUUCAAGACUUUGAAUUCAAUGACAUCAAUGACAAUCAUGUUGGUAUCAACCUUAACAACAUGGUAUCAAACAAAUCAGUAAAAGCAUGUUUUUUUACUGAUGGGUCAGUUCAAGACCUCAAUUUGAAGAGUGGUAGUGUGAUUCAAGCAUGGAUCGAUUACAAUUCUUCGACGAAUCAUCUUGAAGUUAGACUUUCACCAACUUCAUCAAAACCAAGUUCACCAAUCUUAUCAUACAAAUUAGAUCUAACACCAAUUCUUCAAGAAACUAUGUAUAUUGGGUUUUCUUCUUCAACAGGGUUACUCUCUAGCUCACACUAUAUACUUGGUUGGAGCUUCAAAAUCAAUGGAGAAUCAAAAACACUGUCUUUGAAACAUCUUCCUUCACUCUCUUCACAUACCAAUCACAGUAAAAAGUCCUUAAUCUUAGGUCUAUCUGUUUCAUUUCUGAUUCUAUUAGUUUUAGCAGUAAGUUUAGCUUUUUACAUUAAGAUGAAAAACUGCGAUGUUAUAGAAGCUUGGGAACUCGAAGUAGGUCCACAUAGAUUCUCUUACAAAGAACUGAAGCAAGCAACAAAAGGGUUCAAGGAAAAAAACCUUCUUGGAUUUGGAGGUUUUGGUAAAGUUUACAAAGGAGUGUUAGUGUCACCAAAUUCGAAAACCGAAAUCGCUGUCAAACAAAUCUCUCAUGAAUCAAAACAAGGGGUGCAAGAGUUCAUAUCAGAAAUAGAAACAAUAGGAAAACUUCGUCAUAGGAACUUAGUACAGUUACUAGGUUGGUGUCGGAAGAAAAACGAUCUUAUAUUAGUGUAUGAUUAUAUGGAAAAUGGAAGUUUAGAUAAAUACAUAUUUGAAAAACCAAGAAGAAUAUUGAAAUGGGAAGAAAGGUUUAGGAUCAUAAAAGGUGUAGCUUGUGGGUUAGUUUAUCUUCAUGAAGAAUGGGAACAAACGGUUAUACAUAGAGAUGUUAAAGCUGGGAAUGUUCUUUUGGAUUCUGAUAUGAAUGCAAAGUUAGGUGAUUUUGGUUUGGCUAAGCUUUAUGAUCAUGGUGAGAAUCCAAGUACAACAAGGGUGGUUGGAACUAUGGGAUAUUUAGCACCAGAGUUAACAAGAACAGGUAAACCAACGACGAGUUCUGAUGUUUUUGCGUUUGGGGCGUUGUUGUUGGAGGUUGUUUGUGGAAGGAGGCCUAUUGAGGGGAAAGCGUUGCCGGAGGAGCUUGUUUUGGUGGAUUGGGUUUGGGAUAAGUGGAGAGUAGGGGAAGUUAUGGAGGUUGUGGAUAAAAAGUUAGGUGGUGUUUAUGAUGAGGUGGAGGUUUUGUUGGUGGUUAAGGUAGGUUUGUUGUGUUCUGAUGAGUUGCCACAGAGGAGGCCGACGAUGAGGCAGGUGGUUAGGUAUUUGGAAGGGGAGGUGAAGUUGCCAGAGAUUGAUGGGUUUGCGGGGAAAAAGGAGGGGUAUUCGUAUCGGAGGGAGUUUUUUGAAAGGGAUAAUACUUGGUCGUCGGCCGGUGAUGACGUGGAGAGUGCGUUUGCAUCAUCUCUUCAACUUUCCGGUGGCCGGUAGGGUGCAACAAAGGCAAAACAUGAAUGAAUGAUUAAAAUUACUACAACACGAUCAAGAUGAGAGAAAAAAUUGAAGAUCCAAAUCCGUAUCAGUAAAUUUCACUUGUCAUAUUUUACUAUUUUGUUUUUGUUUCUCUGUACAGUUGUAUUUUUAAGUUUAAACAUAUUUAGUGCUUUUCA
Trifolium pratense (red clover) is the source of this 2411-nucleotide messenger RNA. Its product is annotated as L-type lectin-domain containing receptor kinase S.4-like. The record is from RefSeq and is a predicted model, not a curated record. Lineage: Eukaryota; Viridiplantae; Streptophyta; Magnoliopsida; Fabales; Fabaceae. The transcript has a single exon. Gene Ontology annotation, cellular component: plasma membrane. Bases 226 to 2232 code for a protein of 668 amino acids. Gene Ontology annotation, biological process: protein phosphorylation. Gene Ontology annotation, molecular function: carbohydrate binding; protein kinase activity; ATP binding.